Gopherus evgoodei (Goodes thornscrub tortoise) is the source of this 4422-nucleotide messenger RNA. RefSeq names its product C3a anaphylatoxin chemotactic receptor-like. Gene Ontology annotation, biological process: chemotaxis; complement receptor mediated signaling pathway; positive regulation of cytosolic calcium ion concentration. The transcript has 2 exons. Lineage: Eukaryota; Metazoa; Chordata; Testudines; Testudinidae. Gene Ontology annotation, cellular component: plasma membrane. The record is from RefSeq and is a predicted model, not a curated record. Gene Ontology annotation, molecular function: complement component C5a receptor activity; G protein-coupled receptor activity. Bases 94 to 1278 code for a protein of 394 amino acids.
UCCAGAGCCAGUGCUUAAGACAAGAGCUAUGAUCAGAGUGGUUCCUGCUCAUCAGUGAAUUGAGGAAUCUGCUGUACCGGGUAUCUAAAGACUAUGUCUCUGUUCCUGAGUAGUAACAGCACAUACAAGCCAGAUGAUGGUGCCACACUACAGUAUGCACCGGAAAUCAUUGGUUCCUUAAUUAUCUUCAUUCUCACCUUUAUCCUGGGCCUCCUGGGCAACGGCUUGGUGAUCUGGGUGGCUGGCCUGAAAAUGAAGCGGACCGUGAACACUGUGUGGUUCCUGCACCUUGCCAUCGCUGACUUCCUGUGCUGCAUGUCUCUGCCAUUCUCCAUCAUUCACCUGAUCCUCCAUGAGUACUGGCCAUAUGGCUACUUCCUCUGCAAGGUUAUCCCAUCAGCCAUCAUCCUCAACAUGUUUGCCAGCGUCUUCCUCCUCACUGCCAUCAGCAUUGACCGGUGCCUGAUGGUGAUGAAGCCAGUUUGGUGUCAGAACCACCGUAAUGUGAGGCUUGCAACAGCGAUGUGCUGUUGUAUCUGGCUCUUGGCCUUCAUUAUGUGUUGUCCUGCCUUCCUGUACCGUAAGACCUUCAAAGAUGAAUUUGGCAAAACUGUUUGUACUUAUCAAUUUGGAGAUAGGGAUUAUGAAGAUUAUAUAAAUUAUGGGAAUGAUUCAGCCAUGAGCUCCAGCAUAUCCUCAGAUGAAUAUCCUGGUGGUUUCUCCAGCACUGAUAUUCCUGGCACCCUGUACAAUGAUACUAUCUUAUUGGGGAACUUGAAUGAUUACUUCUCCUACAGCAGUCAGCCAACCACCCUACUGGCCAUAAAUAUUACUAGGAUUGUCUUUGGCUUCCUCCUUCCCUUUAGCAUAAUGGCAGCUUGCUACAUCCUUAUAGUCAUUAAGAUGCAUAGAGUCCAAUUUACCAAACCCCGUGGUAAGACCCUGCGAGUGAUCCUGGUUGUGGUGGUUGCCUUCUUUGUCUGUUGGGCUCCGUUCCAUGCAGUUGGGGCACUGUCUCUCCUAGCUAUGCCAGGCACUGGAUUUAGGGAGGCAGUAGCACUGUGGGACCACCUCUCUAUAGCACUGGCCUAUGUUAACAGCUGCAUUAACCCUUUGCUCUACGUAUUUGUGGGGCGGGACUUCAGGCAGAAGGCACGCCAAUCAGUGCAGGGCAUCUUGGAGGGUGCUUUCAGCGAGGAAGUUACACGCUCCACUUCCUACUCACGGGACAGGAUCAAGACUUCAGCAGACAGGGAUAUCAGCAGCAACACUCUCUAAAAUGGGGCUUCUAGACAGCACUGCCAGGGCAGGGGCGAGGGGACACAUUUGCAGUUUCUUUGGCAGUGACUUUUUGCUUUAGGACAGCAGAGCCAGAACAAUGAGUUUGACUAUAAUCUGUAUGGGAUGCCCAUGGGGAUUGCGGCAGUUCCGAGCAGGCCAACCUCCCACUGAAUAGCCUCCUGUUAGACAUGCCAAAAACAGGAAUCUUCUGAUGAGACAUACAAGGGAGACAGAGAGCCCCUUAUUUGAGAGAGAGAAGUGCACUUGUGAGAUGUGUGGUGGGAUUAUGUGGUUUCUCCUUUGACAUUACUAAAGAAGAAUGUUAUUGCAGAAUAUCUAUAUACUACAUUUAUUGAGUAUGUAUCACAUCAUCUAUACCUGCUAAAUUACAGGGAGAAGUUACUUCGAUAUUUCUCCUUGGAGUUUGUCAUUGUACCCAUCCCCACCCUUAACUCUGCUUCAGCUAGGAUCCUGAACUUUUUUCACAGCAGUGCCCAGAAGGAUUGGCCUCUAGGAAUUCUAGUUUUCCUCACAACAGUGCAUUGUAGCAGACAUCCCCUACCUGGUCAUCAGCACUGGAAGCUGCCUUUCAGGCCAGUAUUCCUAGGGUCUUUCAGUUUCAGUUAACCAUGGCCUUCCUCCCUACUAUUCCUGUCCCCAAAGGGCCACUUCUCUUAUUUUCAUGGCAGCUCACGGAGAGUUUCUACAUCGCAGCUAAUACAUCACUGCACAGAAUCAAUAACUGGGGCAUAAGGGGCAAUUUUCUGAAAAACAAACCUCAUGCUAUGGACAUAGGUUCAUUAGAAAUAGGACCCUCCUUUAUGGCUUUAGAAGGUCCCCUUGAUAUUACAACCUGAGAUACAAUGAUGAGGCAAUUGAGGUAGGUCCCACCAAUCAUGGAGAUGUCCCUACUGCAUCUAAAGCUGCUGGAUACCCAAGUAAUCCAGCAAGUAACCCUAAGCAGGCUGGAGCUGAGUCACCCCUUCUGUAAAAUUUCAGAAGUGAGAUGGCUUGGAAGGUAGUGUGCCUGAAUUCAAACUGUAUGCUUCCAUUAGACACGAGAAAGGACUGAGAGAUGUGGAAGGAAGUGGCCACACAGAAACACACAGUGCUAUAAAUACUCAUGUACACGAACAGCCUGUUGUUUCCUUCAGUGCAAAAUAGAGUUGGGCCAAAGCCACAGUUCUGAUCAGAUAUGAACUUCCCCAAUGCUUAGAGUAUUCUAAACCUAGAAUUCGACUAGACGUGCAAAGUAAAAGAUGCGUAUGGAAAAGUUUUAAAGCAAGGGAGCGCUAUCUAUACACAUGGACACUACCAUGACUCCCACGUCUCCAAGUGUAAAUAAAUGCUGCAACAAACAAUGCUGACAUCAUGGUAGGGCUCUACUAUAUACCACAGAGCAGGAAGUGGGGUGGAUGAUGCACUUUUAGAACCCAUAACAGAAAUAUCCAAAACAUGAAACUUUGUAGCAGAGGGAUUUUUACUAUCCUGGUAUUUGUUGGGAAAGUGACACAGCAAACCACAAAAUUCCCAUAAGUCUUGGAAUGUACUGGGACAUCUUUUUGUUUCAGAAAGUGGAACAAGUAACAAGUGGGGCAGCUACUUUAGCCUUGAUUCUGACUAACAGGGAGGAAAUUGUUGAACAUCUGAAGGUAGAAGGCAAAAUGGGUGAAAGUGAUCAUAAUAUGCAAGAUUUUAUGAUUCAAAGGAAGUGAAGGAGUGAAGCAACGAACUUCCAAAAAGCAGCCUUUAACUAACUCAGAGAACUUGUAGGUAAGGUCCCCUGGGAAAAAAAUCUAAGGGAAAAAGGAGUUCAGCAGAAUUGCCAAUUUCUUAAAGAGACAAUAUUAAAGGUACAACUGUAAAUUAUCCUGAUAGAAGGAAAUAUAGGAAGAAUAGUAAGAGGCCAAUAUUGCUCCAUCAGGAGCUCAUUAAUGACCUGAAAACCAAAAAAGAAUCCUGCAAAGAGUGGAAAUGUGGAUAAAUAGAUACGGAUGAAUGCAAAAGAAUAGCACAAGCAUGUAGGAACCAAAUCAAAAAAGCUAAAGCACAAAAUUAAUUACACCUAGCAAGGCACAUAAAAGGCAAUAAGAAAAGGUACUACAAAUGUAUUAGGAGCAAGAGAAAGGUGAAGGGAAGUGUAAGUCCACUACUCAGUGGAGACGGAGAGCUUAUAACUGAGAAAUUAAGAAAGCAGAAGUGUUCAAUGACUAUUUUACUUCAGUCUUCACUAAUAAGGUUAAGCGUAAGUCAAUGUUUAUUAAUAUUAAUUACAAGGAGAAGGAACACAAGUCAGAAUAGGGAAAGAACACAUUAAAGAUUAUUUAGGUAAAUUAGCUGUGUUCAAGUCAGAAGGGCCUCACAAAAUUCAAAUUAGGAUAUUUAAGUAACUAGUUGAAGCAAUCUCUGAACUGCUAGCAAUUAUCUUUGAGAACUCAUGGAGUGCAGGUGAGGUCCCAGAGAGCUGGAGAAGGGCAAACAUAGUGCUUAUAUUUAAAAAGAGGAACAAAAAGGACUCAGGAGAUUAUAGACCAGUUAGCCUAACUUCAAUAUCUGGAAAGAUAAUGGGACAGAUUAUUAAACAUCUAGUGGAUAAUAGGGUGGUAAGCAACAGCCAACAUGGAUUUGCCAAGAACAAAUCAUGCCAAACCAACCUAGUUAUCUUCUUUGACACUGUUAUUAGCCUAGUGAAUGGAGGGUAAGGGAGGGAUAGCAGUAGAUGUGAUAUAUCUUGACUUUAGUAAGGUUUUGACACGUCAUGUGACAUUCUCAUAAGCAAACUAGGGAAAUGUGGUCUAGAUUAAGUUACUAUAAGACAGAUGCACAAGUGGUUGAAACACUGUACUCACUCAAGGAGUUAUCAAUGGUUUUCUGUCAAAAUGGUGAAACGGAGGGAGAGCAUCUCAUGGGUACCAACUGGGGACAAUCCUAGGUCUGGUGCUAUUCAAUAUUUUCAUUAAUGGCUCGGAUAAUAGUGUACUUAUGAAUUUUGCAGAUGACAUCAAGCUGAGAGGCGUUGCAAAAACGUUAGAGGACAGGAUUAGAAUCCAAAAUGACCAUAACAAAUUGUAGAAUUGGUCUGAAUUCAACAAAAUGAAAUUCAAGAAGCCAAAUGCAAAGUACUUCAUUUAAGAAAGAAAA